UUGUGGUGGUGUGAAGUCUAAUUGGUGACAGGGAUGAUGGGUCGUCUUGACAGGAGAACAAAAGGCGCAGGGUGUUUGAUUCGCUUGUGAACUUUGCAGACCGUUAUUCAAUUCCUGCUUAAGUAUUAAUAAAGGCUUUACGCGCCAGGGGGAGGCUGCUAGGUGCAAGUGUGUGUGCUGUGUUUAUGCGGGUGUGUGUGUGUGCAGGAGCUAACUCACGGGCUGCUCAUUUUUCCUGGGAUGAUGAUUACCGGGGAACUGUUAAGACUUUGGUAACCGAUGAGCGUCUUAUGUCACUAAGCAAUAAGGGACCUUGAGGGAAAGAACAGGAGAGUUUUGAUGCAGAGACUCUGCAGCAGCACAGGAAGGAUGUCAUCACCCACGUGCACACUCUAACAAAGCAGAGGCUGACAGGAGAAUCCACCGUCACCACAGCCCACAUGGACCAGGCUCCUCGCCCUGCGACACAGUUUGAGGUGGACGUGGACCUGGGCUUCGCUCUCUUCUUCCUCGUCCUCCUCUGUUUCUUCCUGCUGGCGACGGUGGUGCGAUGUGCCCAAACGGUGGUGGAUCCUUAUGGCUCCAUCUCCACCUCCACCUACCAGGAGGAGCAGAUCACCUGAGGGGGAGCAGAGUGAAAUGACUCUGCAGGACGCUGUGGAAUCCAGAUUUGCUCAUGCACUCUUUUUGCGGUGUGUUUUCUGACCGUGCAGUUCUCAGUGGACAUGAUGUUUUUAUCUCUCACAGGAGUCAGGCCACUUAAGAACUAACAGGAAGCCAAUUUCCCUUUUAUAUCUCUUACUAUAUUAAUCUUUGUAAAGAAAUCCAGAUCUGUGAUGUAUGAAUGAUAUUUUUUCAGCACAACCUUUUCCAUCUGAAUGUGUCUGCUACUGAGAUGUUACAUGACAUUAAAUAUUCAUUGAAAAGACCCCACGGUGCAUUUCUGUUGCCUGUGGCUGGAUUCCUGACUGCAACCGGCCUAGAGCGUCAGGGACGUUAACCCAGUGCCUCUGUUUCAAAUGGCAAUGAUAAGAUCUAAAGUAUUUUUUUGCAAAGUCAAAGAGCUCAGUCAAAAGUGACGGUUUAAUAUUGCAUUUACUGCUGCAGGGGAGUAGAUUUGUAUAUAUGGACACUCAGACAGACUGAGUCUUGUUUACUUAUCUAUAUACCGACUUGUUUUAAGCCUGUUUGGUCUGUUUGUUUGCCAAAGGAUUGGAAUUGUGGACUUUACUGGGUGGCUCUUACUAUUCUGUGACUUUGUUCUGUAUCUUCUCUUAUUCUAUCUUUAGUUUUCAUUGUACAGAAGUUUUUUUCACACUGUAUAUAUUCAUUUUUAUUCCCUUCACAUUUUUCUAUAUUUUCCUUACGCUUAACUUUUAAUAUCCUUACACUUAAGUAUUGCAUGUUACUUAUUAUAACUUAAAGCUUACUACGCUUGAC
Molecule: messenger RNA, 1440 nt
Organism: Hippoglossus stenolepis (Pacific halibut)
Lineage: Eukaryota; Metazoa; Chordata; Actinopteri; Pleuronectiformes; Pleuronectidae
Product: cortexin domain-containing 1-like
Exons: 2
Coding region: 441-623 (60 amino acids)
Source: RefSeq, a predicted model, not a curated record